UUUAUCUCUCUCGGCCACAUUGCAGUAGUGUUCCGCUCUCCAUACUAAAUAGGAAACUGGACGUGAUGUGGAAUUAGAGCCUACCCAGCUGAAGCCACCCAACACUUACUACAAAUAUAGCCGCGAUGCGUAGGCCACAAAAUGGCUCCACUCACUUUUCCCAGUGAAAAGCAAAUGGAUUUAGCAGUUUUAUCCCGAUGCGGGUGUCCUUCCUCUCUGUAAAGUCGUAAGUACCCUGAGGUGGGAGGAGUAAAUUCAGCCUGACACUGAGAGCGCUUUUGUUGAAACAGGAGAGACUUGCGGUGUCCCUACUUAAAUAUGACACAUGACGAUGGACAGGCCGCCCGCCCCGCCGCCCCCCAGUGACCCCCGCGAUGCCCGCCCCCCCCGGCGGCACGACUCGGAAGCGGAGACCACGAGCGAGCCGGAGAGCAGCCGCGGGGGCAUGGAGGCGCCGGCGGACCCCCAGCUGCUGCUCAACGGGGCGUCCAAGGAGGCGGGCCGGCCCUCCCCCGGGCCCCCCGCCGCCCCCGUGCCCGUCAUCGAGCUGGUGCGCCGGGGGGGCUCCCUGGACAUAAAAAGCCGGGAGGCGGCGGGGGAGGCGAUGCAGAGAGCGCCGGGCGCCGAGCCGUGCCGCGCCGCCGAGGCCGCCUGCGAGGCCCGCAUGGUGCAGCUGAGCCCCCCCGCGCUCCCGCUGCAGCCCCCCGGCAGGGCCAUGCUCUACAACCUGGGCCAGCCGCUGGCCACCAUCAACAGCGGGUUUUUCGGCGAACCGGACUCCUUCUCCAUGUACGGCAGCAACCGGGUGAAGAGGAGACCUUCUCCCUACGAGAUGGAGAUCACCGACGGUCCUCAUACAAAAGUGGUUCGUCGCAUUUUUACCAAUAGCCGGGAGAGGUGGAGACAGCAGAACGUCAAUGGAGCCUUUGCAGAGCUCCGCAAGCUCAUCCCCACCCACCCACCCGACAAAAAACUGAGCAAGAAUGAGAUUUUGCGCCUGGCUAUGAAAUACAUCAACUUCCUGGCCAAGCUGCUCAACGACCAGGAGGAAGAAGGAAACCAAAGGGGCAAAGUGAACAAAGACUCUGGCAUAGUCCAGGAAGACCUCCUGCAGGACAUGUUGUCUCCUAACUCUAGCUGUGGAAGCUCUUUAGACGGAGCGGCAAGCCCAGACAGCUUCACGGAAGAGCACGAAACGCUAGAUUCGAAGCACACGCGGAGCCUGCACCACGCCAUUCUCCCCGUAGAAGGCAACGCGCAGCGGUGAUGACCUUCCGCAUCGCUCCCGAAGCACCGAGGGGGGGGCGAGACCCGAGCGUGCAGAUGCUGGAACUUGUGCCCGUGGGAUUUGUAACUCUGCCUUUCCCCGGUGGCUCGGGCUCCCCGUCCUCCCCAGCCCGGGAUGGAGCGGCUGGCGCGUUGGCCGAGGACAAGACCAAACCAGAUGGAUGUUCGGCAUUUAGGUACGUGAUCGUACAAAGAAGAAAAGCAUUGAAGUCAUCUUCAUUGUACAUACUGCUCAUGGUGUGACUCUGCGGAGGGGCAGGAGGCGCGGCCAGCACCUCUCCAGCUUUUAGAGGGUUUUCAGACCAUUUGAUGACAGUUGUUUUUUAAACAGUCCCCUGGUUGAGACGUGAAACUCCUCUUUCACUGCUGGCAGAGGCCACCAACACUUUCUAGCUCCAUGUGGCGCUGGAGACUGCUGAAACCUGCCGGCGCUACAGCAUUUCUCCAGCCUGUGGCAUAUACAGCUGGUCUGAGCAGGAGCGGGGCCACGUGUUCCUGAUGGCCAAGAGCUUAUGACUGUAUCUUUUUAAAGAGGUGAAAAAAUGCCCUCAGCAAAAGAACUAUUAAAAGGAUUAAGACUUUUUCUUUUUCUCUCUUUUUUUUUUCUUUUCUUUUCCUUUCCCCUUCUUCCUUUCCCUUCUACCUAACUGGAUUGUUUGGGGUUGUUGUAUUUAUGACGUGGGAUUACUUCUGUUUAACGCUGUCAUGCAGUAUCCACUGAACGAAAAGGUACAUAGAUGUUUUCUGCCACCCUCCCGGGCCCUGGUUUUUCUGCUGGUAAUGCUCAGCGAGUGAGCUCCAAGCCUGUUGUGUUCUUCUAGAGUUUUCCCAGCGGUUUCUGUAGGGCCAGAGCUUCUCUCAAGGAAGAUAAAUUUCAGAAUUGGUAAGAGAAAAAAAAAAAAAUUGCUAGUGAAGCAUCCCCUUGAAUUGGGGGAUUUUUAAAUUCAAAAAGCAACAAAAAGGCAAAAGGAGUCGAUGAUGCAUCAACAGUGCGUGUGUACAUAGGGUUAUAAAGGGAUUUUAAUGGUA
Molecule: messenger RNA, 2316 nt
Organism: Grus americana (Whooping crane)
Lineage: Eukaryota; Metazoa; Chordata; Aves; Gruiformes; Gruidae
Gene: TAL1
Product: TAL bHLH transcription factor 1, erythroid differentiation factor
Exons: 5
Coding region: 326-1267 (313 amino acids)
Biological process (GO): regulation of transcription by RNA polymerase II
Molecular function (GO): RNA polymerase II cis-regulatory region sequence-specific DNA binding; DNA-binding transcription factor activity, RNA polymerase II-specific; protein dimerization activity
Source: RefSeq, a predicted model, not a curated record